CAACACCGUCACUAUCUAGAAUAUUUUCAAAUUCACUCCCUCGUGUUAGCUGAUCAAACAUCACAAAAUGGCUACAACAAGGAUAAUGCUGACAUCACUCUGUCUAUCUGUUAUGGUCUGUGUGUGUGUGGGACAAAGGUGGAGAGGCCCACGGCCGUCACCAAGCCACCGCUUGAAUAAGACGUGCGACAUGUACCGUACUGUGCAGCGAGUCGAGAAAAUUUACGGGUGUAAUCAAAAUUUGUUGGAUAAAGUCGCCGAUCUUGAUGAGAAGGUGAAUAUAUUCCCAUUCCGGUACAUGAGGCGCCUUUAUAGAUGGUCACGUGACGGAAAGCUGUGCUACGAGGAAAACGGGAGGGCAGUUGAGGUGCUGAAUGCUUGUGAGGCGCUAGACCUCACGUGCAGAAGAAAUUCUCCCAAAACGAUCGACCAUUGCUGGAGAGUGAUUGCAACACUAAAGCCAACUCACCCACAAGGUCCACAGGGUCCAAAACCUAAACCCCCUGGUAGGGGUAUGUAAACGACGAUACUCAACAAAAUAUGAUACUCGACAAACGUCUUCUUUUUAGUAAUGUUUGAUGACACUUGAGAGAUUUUCAAUCUGUGAUUUAAAUAUAACUUGAUGAUGUCACGGUAUCCUACUUUCAUCAGGGAGAUGUCUCUGCACACGUGGGGUUUAAAGACAGCUUAAGUCAUAUUCUGCAGGAUUACGCAUUUUGAUAAAGGAUUCAAGUAUCACGUCGUUGAAACUGUCAAACAUCUUUACUUUCUUCAGUGAUUGAGCAAGAUUGUGAUAUGUUUUUCUUACAUUAACAUUUGGGGACAUAAAACCACAAAGAAUAGAUUCGACAUUAUUUUAAUCGGGCAAAAAUUGAUGUCCAAAACAAUGAAAGAAGAAAAAGAAUGAUCUGUUCAUGAAAAAAUACGAUGUGAACUGCCACCCCAAACAAAAAUAAAAAAAAAUAAGUGGUCAAAAUGAUUUUGGAGGAUUUUCAAGCUUGUCUGGAAAAAAAGUUGUAUGAUAAAAAAUGUUGUAUAUUAUCAUCUUUUAUUAGAUUUAACAACUCAACAUUUUAACAUUAUAAAAAAGGUGGAUUAUUGUUUGAGAUGAUGAUGUCGAUGGUACUGAUAAUGAUGAUGACGAUGAUAAUAAUGAUAAUGAAAAUAAUAACGAUAAGGUGGGGCAUGAACCACUGGUUCAAAGUUCGGAGACUUAUCUACUGAGCUAUAACACCUCUAAGUAUUUAAGUACGGUAAAUUGAUAAUGUCAGAUAAGGUUAUAUGUAUUUUGCCAAAUUACAGAGAAAGUUUCCUGGCAACUUAUAGUUCUAUGGUUACUGGUCACCUGUUAAAAUUUUAACCUUAAUCACAUAAAUAUACCCCUAAUAUUAGUCUGUAUUGUAAACAUAAUCUUGCACUCAUCGUCAUUUUGUAUUAAUAGACGUGAAGUAGUGUUUAAACUGCUGAAAAACAAUGUUUGUAAAUAGAUAAUUACAAGAUAUACUUGUUUGUAUUCGUGUGAAAUACACUCUAUUGUAU
Molecule: messenger RNA, 1539 nt
Organism: Lytechinus variegatus (green sea urchin)
Lineage: Eukaryota; Metazoa; Echinodermata; Echinoidea; Temnopleuroida; Toxopneustidae
Exons: 4
Coding region: 68-520 (150 amino acids)
Source: RefSeq, a predicted model, not a curated record